AGAAAAAAAAAGUUACUUGAGUGUCGACCGUGACAGGACUCGAACCUGCAAUCUUCGGAUCCGAAGUCCGACGCCUUAUCCAUUAGGCCACACGGUCGCUUGUGCCAAGCGCGCUUAAACUGGAAAACAUUUGAUACGUGCGCACGCAAGCCAACAGCACAGGGGUGGAUUUACUUUAUAGAGCAAAUAAAAAGGUUAUCGUCGGGUGGUUUUGCAAAUACAAGCGAACAAUAACUAAAACGUAAAUAUAAGUAUGAAGCCCAGCACUCGACGUCGCAGUUUCAAGACGAAACCCCCCAAAUCGAAUGUGUAUAACCCGCUGGUUCGCUAUCGCCCGACGGCCUAUGUGCGAAAUGGCAUUAUUGGGGGCGGCGAGGGCCCCGGCUCUAGUGGCCUAUACCAGAUCAACGACAGGGUCUAUACCACCAGCAAGAUGUUCCUACGCGAUGGCUACAUGUAUCCCCGUCAGCCCGGUCAGCCCAUGGAUCCCCGCUACCCCCUCGAACUGCAUGAAUUCCCCCAGCAAUUCGGAGCCACGGGUCUGCAGUUGGUCAGUACACCCAAGGUGCAUAUAGCCGGGGAAUAUCUGGCCAACGAACAGCAGCAGCAGCAGCAGCAGCAGCAUCAGCAGCAACAUCAGCAGGUGCAGGAGCAACAGCAAUUGGGCAGAAGAAAGGCCGCUGCAGCGGCUGAAAUAAAUUUGGCAAAUCAGGUUUAUUGGCUGGGCAAGCAGAAGUCCAGAUCCAGAUCCCGCAGCAAUAGUGUGGGCAAUCGCAGCAUUACCAGCUGCAUGGGCAGCGGUGGAGGGGGUGGCGAAAGGGAGAGGGAACGCGAAAAGGAUCGAGAUCGUCCCUAUAAACGCAAUGUGGACGAUCUUCUGCAGGCGCUGGGCAAAAGGGAUGGGGAUACCAACGGCAAUCUGCUCGAAACUGCAUCCACACAUUCUUCAACGCAACGAAGACGCUUUAAGAAGGGUGAUCGAACCACCUGGGAAUACCACACAGUGGCGGUGACUCGGGUGCCGGGCUAUGGAUUCGGCAUCGCCGUUUCCGGUGGACGUGAUAAUCCGCACUUCGCCAACGGCGAUCCCUCGAUAGCAGUUAGCGAUGUGCUGAAAGGUGGCCCCGCCGAGGAUCGAUUGCAAGUCAACGAUCGGAUAAUAUCGGUGAACGGCGUCAGCCUGGAGAACGUGGAGUAUGCGACGGCGGUGCAGGUGUUGCGGGAUAGUGGCAACACGGUGCAACUGGUGGUCAAGCGGCGCGUGCCCCUGAAUCCCAUUAAUCCCGGCGGCGGAGCAGUGCAGCAUCAGCAUUCGCAUAGCCUCAGUUCGGUGGGUCUGGUGGCCAAUGGAGGUGGAGGAGUGGUGGGUGCGCCCACCCCGCUGACGAGCCUCAGUCAACCCAACUCGCUGAACUCCUCGCUGGUGCAGAAUGCCAGCGGUGGGCAGCCCAUCAAGGUGACUCUAACGAAGGGCGGCAAGAAGGAUGACUACGGAGUGGUUCUGGGCUGCAGGCUCUUCGUCAAGGAGAUCUCCUCCAAGGCACGCGAGCAGCUGAAUGCCAAUGGUUAUAGUCUGCAGGAGGGCGACAUCAUCACCCGCAUCCACAACACCAAUUGCGGCGAUACGAUGAGCUUGAAGGAGGCCAAAAAGAUCAUCGAUGGCUGCAAGGAGCGAUUGAAUCUGGUCGUCCUGCGGGACAUCACCAACCAAGCAGCUGUUAGUCAACUGAAUCUGAACAACUCAUCGGUGAGCCAUCAGGCGGCGGCGGGAAAUAUAUACGCCAGUCAUCAGCCUCAGGUUUCCGGAUGCAGCAGCAGCAACAACAACCUGGAGGAUCCCUAUCUGCCGGGCGGAGCCAGUUACUCCUCGCAGAAUCUCUACGUCCAGCCGCCUACGCGCACCUCAAAUGGUCCGCCGACCAUGAAUGGCAAUGGUUUGAACGAGGAGAAGAGCAAUCUCACGCCGCGCGGUCGCUCGCGGGGACCCAUAAUGGAUGGGGUAUCGCUGCAGCAGCUGGACAGACCGGUGACCCCGACAAGGGGCAGAAGUGCCGGCGGUGGCAUCGAUGAGCCGCCGCGUCCACCGCCGCCGCGAGGAACUAGUGGCGGAGCGGCCCAGGAGGAUUUCUACAGCUCGCGGAGGCAACUGUACGAGGAGCGACAGAGCGCCGAGCCGCGAUUCAUUUCCUUCCAGAAGGAGGGAAGCGUGGGCAUCCGCUUGACCGGCGGCAAUGAGGCCGGCAUCUUUGUGACUGCCGUACAGCCAGGAUCACCGGCAUCGCUGCAGGGCCUGAUGCCCGGCGACAAGAUCCUCAAGGUCAACGACAUGGACAUGAACGGAGUGACGCGCGAGGAGGCCGUGCUCUUCCUGCUCAGCCUGCAGGAUCGCAUCGAUCUGAUUGUGCAGUACUGCAAGGAGGAGUACGACGAGGUGGUGACCAACCAGCGCGGCGACUCCUUCCACAUCAAGACGCACUUCCAUUGCGACAAUCCCUCCAAGGGCGAGAUGGCCUUCAAGGCGGGCGAUGUCUUUCGGGUGAUCGAUACGCUGCACAAUGGUGUGGUGGGCUCCUGGCAGGUGCUGAAGAUCGGUCGGGGUCACCAGGAGAUGCAGCGUGGCGUGAUACCGAACAAGUCGCGGGCCGAGGAACUGGCCACGGCCCAGUUUAAUGCCACCAAGAAGGAGAUGAAUGCCAACGAAUCGAGGGGCAACUUCUUCAGGCGACGACGCUCAACGCAUCGUCGCUCGAAGAGCCUCUCCCGCGAGAACUGGGACGAUGUGGUCUUCUCCGACAGCAUCUCCAAAUUCCCCGCCUACGAGCGUGUCGUCCUGCGCCAUCCUGGCUUCGUGCGACCUGUGGUGCUCUUUGGACCCGUUUCCGACCUGGCCCGCGAACGCUUGGCCAAGGAUUUCCCCGACAAGUUUUCCACUCCUCUCCAAAAUGAAGACGACAAGUCGGCGGGAACUAGUGGAAAGUGCCGCAUCGUACGACUAUCGAAUAUUCGCGAUGUGAUGGAUCGCGGAAAGCAUGCCCUCCUCGAUAUCACACCCAAUGCGGUGGAUCGGCUGAACUACGCCCAGUUCUAUCCGGUGGUCAUCUUCCUGAAGACGGACAGCAAGCACGUGAUUAAGCAGCUGCGCCACGGACUCCCCAAGGCGGCCCACAAGAGCUCCAAGAAGCUGCUGGAGCAGUGCCAGAAACUGGAGCGCGUCUGGUCGCACAUCUUCAGCACCCAGAUCGCGUUGAGCGACGAGGAGUCCUGGUACCGAAAGUUGCGCGAUUCGAUCGAUCUGCAGCAGAGCGGCGCCGUCUGGAUGUCCGAGUCCAAGCCCGUAGAAUCCCUCUCCGACGAUUUCCUAUUCCCCAUGACCACAUCCCGACUCUCGUAUGCAUCAAGUCCCGAAUCCGAUUUGGAACUGAGUCCCGGCCCAUCCGCAUCAUUGUCGCUUGGCAAUUUGCCGCAGUUGGUUAAAGCGAGCUCAGAUCCAUCGAUUGCCACUAAUCAGGAUAACUUGGAUAGGGAUAGAGACAUAAUUGGUGAAGGACUACCACCUCCAUAUACGGUACCCUACGACCAUGGUGUCCCCGCGAAUCCCAAUCGCCGCCAGACGAUGGACUCCAGCAAGUACAGCAUCUACGGCACCAAUGUGCCACCGCAGCCGCAGCAGCCCGGCAGCGGAGGAGCAGGAGGAGAUCCGAGUGCGGUGAGGCCACAAUCCCUCUACGGGAUCAAUGCCCCCGAUCUGCCGCCUCGCAUCGAUCGUCAGUCGAAGCCGGGGGAUAUGCCCCUGAACACCUCGGGCUCGUCGUCGCGAAACGGAACCCUGGGUCGCAGUGCCCAGGAGCGUCUGUUCGGCAAGGCUGUGGUUCAGGACGACGUCCAGGCGGAGUACAUUACCCGAAAUGCUCUCGUUGGCUCCGUGGGAGCAGUCGAAUCCCUGGAUCGCCAGCAGCAGCAAACGCAUGCCUCCUUGGAGCGUCAGGCCCGCUUGAAUGCCCAACUAAAGGCCAACGGAGGCGGAGGAGGCACUGGAGGAGGUGCGUCCACGUAUGACAGUGUGUCCAGCUACGAUUCGUACAACAAUACACAAAUGGCCAUGCAGAACCUGGGCCGACUGGGUCCCAAUGCACCCGACGAUCUCAAAUCAGUGCCAAAUGCAAGUGGUCGCCCCUUGCCUCCGGUGGGUCAGUCGCACGACUACGGACGUACACCCCACGAUCAUCGCAGUUUUGGCGGACCCAACGAUCUGAACCGCCAGAGCAGUCCAGGCAGACCCCAUUAUCAUGAGAUGAACGCGUCCCGUAAUAUUGAUCCACGCAAUGGCACUCCACAACGUCCCUCGAAUCUGGGCCUAGAAAGCAGCCCUCGCAAGCCUUUGGUGGAGACAAAAACGGAUUACGGCAAAUACAGUCGCAACAACUCGGUCACUCAAGCGGAUUACACAAAGCUGCCGAAGACGGCGCCACAUGGAGUGGUUCCUCCUCCGAAUGUGCCCAAUGGACAGAACCAGAUGAACGGCAGCGGAACGCCCAGCAGCAAUGGCAGUGGACCCUUCAAGCCGGUGCCACCGCCGAAACCCAAAAACUAUAGGCCACCGGUGCAAAGUGGUGGCAGCAGCGGUAGCGGAGGCACUACUCCUUGGGAGAAUGGGGACUCCGGCUCGCCACGUUCCCCCAAUGGCUUCUAUUAUCCGCCAACGCCCUCGCAUCAUCACUACGGCCAGCAGGCAACUCCGGGUUCUCCCAGCAAUGGACACAUGCAACCACCGCCGCCACCGCAGCAGCAGCAACCCACUUAUGGAGGCAGCAACGGCAACUACGGACAGGCACCACCGCCACAAGCGUAUCCGCAGGCAAACGGCUACAAUGGCAACAGUCACCACUACAACGGAGGCAGUGGCACAGGUCCCUACAUUGCACCACAUCGCGGCAUGCCACCGCCAAUAGGAAACCUUCCACCUCACACCCCCGAACGACAUGCCCUGGAUUUGGCCGGAAGUAGGGAGCAACGUGGCUCGGCCUUUGAACUUUAUCGUAAGCCGCAAAUCGGAGCUGCCGCCGGGCACCAUCACAACAUGAGCGAGAUGGAGCCGUACGACGAGCGUUACGAUGAUUACUAUAACAUGCCGCCACCUGCCGCCCAUCCAUCGCAAGGGCAUCACAUGCAGAGAUCCCGCUCGGCUCCACGUUAUCCCCACGAGCGGCCUCCAGCCGCUCAGGAUCCCCAUUAUUAUGGUCACUAUGGAACCUCAAGGGGUCAUAGUCAGCCUCGUCAGCAGUAUCCGCCACCUCCUCCCCAGCAGCAGCAGCUGUAUUACGAUGAUCAUGGCAUGGAGAUGGCGCCUCCACCGCCACUGCCGCCGCACAAGAAGAAGAAAUCGGUGCUCAAGAGCCCGCUGGUGGCCCUCAAGAAUGCCCUGCUGAAGAGCACGAGGCCACUGAGGAGGAUGAACAGUAUGGUGGAGCCGGAGAGGAAGCCCAAGGGUCUGCGCCGCCAGCAAUCGAUGUUGGAGCGCGGCGUUCAGAGACCCUACUAUCCGGAUGAGUAUCCCACCUAUCCGGCUGGCUUUGAGGAGCGUUCCCAUGGCCAUGGUCAUCCACCUCAUCCGCAGGAUCCUUACUAUCAACGGGGUAAUGGUCACUAUGCGCAGCAGCAGCAGGAGAUGAUGAAUAGCACCUACCAGAACCUGGAGAGCGAGGAUAUCUAUGGGAACAUUGCCAACACAGCUCCUCGGAUGCCGCCGCAUCACCAGGACAAUGGCUACGGCUAUGACCAGUAUGAUCUCUAUGCGAAUCGCGCUUGCAUCGAUCUCGAGAGGAGGCAGGCAGAAGCGGCGGCGGCAGCAGCGGCCUCUGGCGGCAGGAAUGGUAGGAGAAUCGUGAGGCGUCACAGCACCACGACAGCGGAUCGAGGAGGAUAUCCCGGAAGGAGACCCAUGAUCAGUAGUAGUCCCGGCUACGAGCAGGAUCCCCAGGAGAUCUAUCAGACGCGCAAUGGAGCCUACAUGCUGCCCGAUCAGCGGAGGGCACCCAAUUCCGAGGUGAUGACCCGCCGGAGAUUCUAUCCUGGCGCCGCCAAUGAGCAGACCGAGGAGGAGCCGCUCUAUCAGUCACGUCGCGAAAUGCAGCGGGAGAUGCAGCGGAACCAUCUGUACCAGUCGAAGCGCGAAAUGCAGGAGAGGAUUAGCCAGGGCAAGCGGGACAUGGAGCGGGAGUUUAGCCCGCAGAGCAGCAGCAGCCAGUCGGAGGCCUCCAAUCCGGAGGCGAUAUACCAGAGUCGCCGGGAGGCGAAGGCCCAGCUGAGGGAACAGAUCUAUCAGACGAGGCGGGAGGCCCUGGACAGCAUGGCGGAGCCUAUCUAUGUGUCCAAGAGGGACACUGGCCGACCGGCGCCCAUCUAUGAGACCCGCGAAGAGAGCAUCCUGCAGUCGCGUGAGAAUGAAACGGAUGAGAAGAAGGAAAAGGAGGGCAAAUCGGAGCAGAUUCAAGUGGAGAUUAAUGCUCAGCCGGAGGAUCAGGUAGAGGAUUCAACUCUAAGUCGUUCGGAUUUACAGAAAUCUUCGGAUACGGUGAUAGAAAAUCCGGCAAGGGCUCCUCUGGUUCAGAAUGAAGUGGAUGAGGAUGAUGAUCAAGAGGAGGAGAGCUCUGCCGACCAGACGGAGCAGCCCACGGCCAUUGAGAACAAUCAGCACAACGAGGGAAUGCUGGCCAGUGAGACUCAAAACGAGUCGGAUGAUGUUUUCGAGGCACAAGAUCAGGUUACCCCGCUGGCAGCUCCGCCGGCGCCUGUCCAACCGCCGACUCCUCGAUCCGGCCGAGCUCCCUUCCACAUCUCCAACAUCCUGAAGCGAACGGCUCCGCCGCCGAGUUCGCCCAUCGGCGACAGUUGCACCUCCAUCGAGACGCAGUACACAUCGCAGGCCAGCCUGCCGGUGGGUCCUCCGAAUGCCACCAGUACGCCGUUUAGCAGCAGCAUGUCACUGCCCAUCGCGGGGCCAGUGAAUAACGCAGCUGCUACUCCUCCUUCGGGACCCGGACCCUUUCCCGCGUUGCCCCGUGAGCCCAGCACCUCGCGAGGAUUCUUUGACUCCAACGGCGGCACUCUGGCCGAUAAACUCUGGCACGUCUCCCUGCAAAUCCCACCCGGCGCCAUUCCAUCGGGAGUUCGGCAGGAGAUCUACUUCACCGUGAGCGAUCCCCGGAUGGGACAGGCCGUCGGCGGUCCUCCGUUGGACAUGGAAAAUGGUGAGACAAUGCUGUCACCGCUGGUGAUGUGCGGGCCGCAGGGCCUUGAGUUCCUCGUGCCGGUUACACUCAACAUACCGCACUGCGCCGGACGAACUGCGUCACUGGGACUGGCCCUCAAGGCGACCGACAGCGAGAAGAACCUGCACACCGAGUGGGACAACAUCGACCUGCCCAGCAAUGCCGCCGCCCACACGGUCUCCGUCAAGGUGGAUCACUUCUAAUCCCCAAGAUUCACACUACACUGCACUACCAUUCAUCCGAACGAAAUACGCAAUUGUAAAUAGAUCCAUAAUACCAUCUAAAAAUAUAGAUAUUCUUAAGGCCGCAAUUCCAGGGCAAACGAAAUGAGCUCAGAGUAGAGGUAGAGAUAGGCAUUGCUUAUAAUAUAAUUAAUUUAAUUCAAUAUUGUCUGUUAAUUGUGCCUUUGAGUGAUCGUUUGGCUCUGCCUUUGAACCACAAUGUCGAGCUAGAAAUUAAUCAAUCGAAUGCAAAGGAUAUUUGUAUAAAGCGACUAGAAUUUAGUUUCAUAAACAAAUUAUUUUGUAUAUUUUAAAGCAACCAAUUACUAUGUAUUUUAUCUAUUUACAUACCUAAUUUUAAUGCAUUUUAAAUGAUAUAUUCGACAUUUUAUUAGAUAUUCGCAUAUUGUUUCGACCCAUGAUCCAUUUCAAUUGCAUUCAAAUUGUUAAUUGCGUGCAAGUAUUGCAUGCAACAGUUAUUAUAUAUACCAUAAACAUUUAUAAAUCGUAGCGAUAUCCUAGAGCCUAUACACGCGCCUGUAUAACCAGAAAGAAAAGCAUACUAUACAAAUAUUUAUACGCAUUUUUGUAUUAAACAAUAUACACACGUGGAAAGUUUGGGAAUAAAUAAAGAAGCAACAAUAAUAA
This is a messenger RNA of Drosophila takahashii, 8137 nucleotides long. RefSeq names its product zonula occludens-like protein polychaetoid (gene pyd). NCBI's taxonomy places the organism in Eukaryota, Metazoa, Arthropoda, Insecta, Diptera, Drosophilidae. Gene Ontology annotation, molecular function: cell adhesion molecule binding. The record is from RefSeq and is a predicted model, not a curated record. Gene Ontology annotation, cellular component: bicellular tight junction; plasma membrane. Gene Ontology annotation, biological process: protein localization to cell-cell junction; cell-cell adhesion; cell-cell junction organization.